AGUCUGUGACAACCGCAACGGUUUUUAAGACGAGCUUGAGUGAUAGCGUUACUUGUAAUUAUUAUUCUUGGAAAAAAACAUAUUUUCACAGUAUUUUAUUGAAGUAACUAUUUGAAAAUGGAUACAAGUGGUCCCAGCACUAACACGAAAAGCCGAGGAAAUCAAAAUAUUCAGGUCUAUCUGCGUGUUCGGCCACUGUCUGUCCGGGAGCAUCAUCAGCGUUCAGUUGAAGUAGUGGAAGUUCCCACAAACCGGGAUAUUCAGGUGCGACAGACGCACGAUGCGAAGAUCGCCAAGAAAUUCACAUUUGAUCGAGUGUUUGGGGAUAAGUCCAAACAAAAGGAUGUCUACCAUACAGUCGUGGCUCCUUUUAUCGGUGAAGUCCUCAGUGGGUACAAUUGCACGGUAUUUGCUUACGGACAGACAGGCACGGGAAAGACGUACACGAUGGUGGGCGAUGAGGCUCCUCUGCUAAAGGCAUCCUGGGAGGAUGAUAGUCCACUUGGUAUCAUCCCAAGGGCAGUGGUGCAUCUCUUUGAUGAACUGCGAAUGAUGGAUGUUGAGUUUUCCAUGAGAAUAUCCUAUUUGGAGUUGUACAAUGAGGAGCUGUGCGACCUCUUGGCAACAGAGGACAACAAGAUUCGCAUCUACGAUGAUACCACAAAGAAGGGAUCUGUCAUUGUUCAUGGACUCGAGGAAAUUCCAGUCCACAGCAAAGAUGAUGUUUACAAGCUCCUGGCUAAAGGUCAGGAGAGGCGGAAAACUGCAACAACGCUCAUGAAUGCUCAAUCAUCUCGCUCUCACACGGUCUUCUCAAUUCUCGUGCACAUUAAAGAGAAUGGUAUCGAUGGUGAGGAGAUGCUGAAAACUGGUAAGCUCAAUCUGGUUGAUUUAGCGGGCAGUGAGAAUAUCACAAAGGCAGGAAAUGAGAAGGGUAUAAGAACGCGUGAGACUGUAAAUAUUAAUCAGUCUCUAUUGACUUUGGGACGGGUAAUAACGGCUCUGGUUGAGCGUCAGCCUCAUGUGCCAUAUCGUGAGUCAAAGUUGACGAGAUUGCUGCAGGAGUCUCUGGGUGGACGCACAAAAACAUCGAUUAUUGCAACAAUUUCGCCUGGACACAAGGAUCUGGAGGAGACAUUGAAUACAUUGGAUUAUGCCCAUAGGGCCAAGAACAUUCAGAAUCGACCUGAAAUUAAUCAGCGACUGACCAAGAAGACUGUACUGAAGGACUACACGGAGGAGAUUGAUAGAUUGAAGAGGGAACUCAAUGCUGCCAGAGAGAAGACCGGGGUUUUUCUGCCGAAAGAUGAUUACGAGAGUAUGAUGCAAAAUUUUGAUAGUCACAUUAAGGAGCUCAAUGAGAAAAUGUUGAUGAUACGUGCCCUCAAGGAUGAAUUGGAGAAGAAGGAAGCGGUGUUUCUGGAAUUGCAGAAGCAUGUGGUGCAGACGACGUUACAGCUUAAAAGGACUGAGCAGAAGUACGAGGAGACAACGCAUUUGGUCAAAGCUCAUGAGGCUACGGAGAAAAAGCUGACGGGUCAGGCAAGGAGUCUCAUUGAGGUGGCUGAUGAAGCAUCUGGGGAUACGUAUGGACUACACGAGGCACUGAAGCGUAGAAAAAUUGUCGAUGGGACGAUAAAUAAGACUGUGGAGAAUUUUGUUGAAGAAUUGAAUGGAAAAAUUGGACAAGUUCACAGCAAAGUCAUCAAUUUUCGGCAAAAUAUUGACAUUCAAUCUUUUGAAAUUGGUCAGGAGUUGGAAAAAAAUUCCAAUCGGCAGAAAGUAUCAGCCAAUGAGAUGCGAACGCAACUUUUAGCAAUGGAAAAUCUCAAUAGAACCUCUUCUAUGGAAUCUGUAGAGAUUUUUGACAAUUUUCGUCAAUGCCUUGGCCAAAUGUCCGAUAAAAAUUGUGAAAAACUCACUGAAAUGCUCCAGGAGAUUGAAUUGCGACAGAAGAACUAUCAUGAAGAGAUGCAGGCACAUGUGGAUCAGGUGAAAAGUCUCGAGGCGAGAAGAAAGGAGAAUUUUGAGAAUCUUUUAGGGAAUAUGGAGAUUUUUCAGAAAAAUACCCAUGAUAAUGUGGAACACUACAUGGAAUUCAGUAUGGACUUUUUGAAGCAGCUCCGAGAGCAUUUGGAAGUGAUCCUAGUGGAACGCAAUGAAGAGAUGAGACAGAGAAUUAUGGAAAAUGAAGAGACAUUUGAGAAUAUUUCGAAAGAAAUGAUGGCUGCAAGAGAAAAAAAUAAAUCUCUACUGGCUCUUUUGAAUAAUAAUUCCAAGGAUAAGGAAAUAAUUGAUGAUAAAUCCAAUAAAUUGCAAAUGCAGGCAACAGAAUUUCGUGAAAAUGCCAUCAAUAGUCGGGCUACAAUGGACAAAGAUCGACAGAAUUUCGAAGAGAAGAGCGUAGAAAUUGCAAAAGAUCACAAAGAUAUGAUGGAAAAGUUCAGUGAAAAGAAUGAUGGCAAUUUUGAGUUUCUCAUUGAGGAAAUGGCUAAUUUGACAGAAGUUCUGGGUACACAGAGGGACAAUUUAAAGGCAGAAGCUGAUGAAUUGGGUAGAAAAAUCCAUGAAAAUCAUAAAAAUUCCACGGAAAAUUUCCACUUGAAAAUUCAAACUGCGAUAGAAGAUGUAGAUAAAGAGGAAUCUGCUACAAUUGACACGCAGAAUUCUGUUAAUGUUAUCAUCGGUCAAACAAAAGAUUCAGCUGAUGAUUUUAAGGACUUCAUCUGCAAUGUGGUUCAACGAAUGGAGAGUGACAUCAACAAUCUCUACAUGAACGACUUGAAGACAUACACAUCAACAGGUGAAACCCCUGUUCGGAGAGAGUUCAAGUAUUCGAGAGAAUUAGCUGCAACAUCACCUCAUGAGAGGAUUCUCAAUCGCUUCCGGACAACUCUCAAUCGAAUCUCAUCGGGAUCACAAGCAUCAGGUGAAAACUUACAAAGUAAUCAAGAGGAGUUGGAUGUUUUGCCAGAGAGACCACAGGUGUCUUCCACGCCACUUCACAACAACGUUGAAACUCGAUGUUUGAGAGAACUCAAUUCCAACACGGUCAUCACCUCUACUCUUGCUAGAAAAGAUGACCUUAGGAAUACAUCUGUAAUUGAGAUAUCUUCCGACGAAGUAGGACUUCAAUGAUUCAACUAUAUUUAGUUUUAUUUACUUAUUGCACCUCUCUUCGUUUCAGGAAAACCGGUAAGUUCUCCAAUGAUUUUGUCAAAUAGGUUUAAUUAAUUAUUCGAUUUGGAAAAUACAAUGCUUUUUAUACAUUUACUCUAAUCUUUAAUAAAUGAUAUCUUUCGAAAAUA
Messenger RNA from Phlebotomus papatasi, 3308 nucleotides. RefSeq names its product kinesin-like protein Klp61F. Bases 118 to 3138 code for a protein of 1006 amino acids. The record is from RefSeq and is a predicted model, not a curated record. NCBI's taxonomy places the organism in Eukaryota, Metazoa, Arthropoda, Insecta, Diptera, Psychodidae. The transcript has 4 exons. Gene Ontology annotation, cellular component: spindle microtubule; nucleus. Gene Ontology annotation, molecular function: microtubule binding; ATP binding; plus-end-directed microtubule motor activity. Gene Ontology annotation, biological process: microtubule-based movement; mitotic spindle assembly.